AUGAACCAAACACCUUAUUUUAAAUUUGCAGAAGGAGCGAGUACAUGUGGAAGCUGCAUCGCUUGUAUGACAGAUUCAAAUAUUUUGAAGCGUGUUUGGGAGGGUAAGGUUCCAGCUUGCUUUACGUUGGCACAAGAGGAUUUGGCGCAUGAAGAUCAUGCUCCUCCGCCUAUAUAUAUGUUCCUUCCUCGUGUUUCUUAUUUUCCAUUGGUUACUGAAAAAGUUAUAAGACAAUUCAGUCAGUUUUCUGAAUGUGCACUCAAGACUGCAUCCAAAGAUAUGACCUCUGAGACACGGGGCAAAUUAGAACAUGAAAUGCAAUAUACUCAAUCCGAUCAGAUUGAUACUUUCAAACAGCAUCCUUUAAUACACGAAUUUUGGCUUGAAUAUGCUCAUCAACCCUUGAAAUGGCACUAUCCGAUCGGACUUGUAUUUGAUAUGUGUGCAGAUACAGUGGACAUUCCAUGGAAGAUAACAGUUCAUUUUAGUAAUUAUCCAACUGACUUGCUUUUAUCCCCACCGGUAAGUCGACUAGCUGUUGAAACACAUUUCCUGUCGAUGAUUAAAGAAGCCGAUGCUUUAAAGCAUCGUAGCUACGUUAUCAAUCAAAUGCAAGCUAGAGAUCAUCGGCAAUUAUGGAAUGGCUUACUACACUUUCGAUAUGACCAAUUUUGGUCGAUCAAUAGCAAAUUAAUGGAGCCUCUUCCACAAAAUACCAAGGAUCUUCCUUUAGAGGAAAUGUCUGCCCCUGGAAUUCCAGAAAAUAAACCAUUGUCUUCAAGUCUCAAUAACAUGUCAUCUUCAAAGUGUAGAACUUUUCGUUACAUUCCAUGUCGUCUUUAUUGUGUUUCUGAGAAUUCAAGUUCCACACCAUCUGGUUUCAUUCAAAAACUUAUUCGUCCUUUAAAUGAUGACGGUUCGCUUACUUCACUUCAAGAUGCUAUCGAAAUUCUUUUGCAUACAAAUAAAAAUCCACUUGUACAAAAUACCAAACCAAAAGGGUAUCUGUUUUUCAUCCAUGGUAUCACAUUACCCCACGAAACACCGAUGCAAUGGAUCAGCGAACACUUAUCCUAUCCUGACAAUUUUGUGCAUGUUGUUGCACGUCCUCAAAGCCAUUCUCAUCGAAUUAAAAUUCAUAAUCCUCCAUACAUGUAA
This is a messenger RNA of Schistosoma guineensis, 1158 nucleotides long. NCBI's taxonomy places the organism in Eukaryota, Metazoa, Platyhelminthes, Trematoda, Strigeidida, Schistosomatidae. The record is from the annotation of a GenBank genome assembly.